Molecule: messenger RNA, 4997 nt
Organism: Drosophila ficusphila
Lineage: Eukaryota; Metazoa; Arthropoda; Insecta; Diptera; Drosophilidae
Gene: lqfR
Product: clathrin interactor 1
Exons: 6
Coding region: 280-4509 (1409 amino acids)
Biological process (GO): endocytosis
Cellular component (GO): clathrin vesicle coat; endosome; plasma membrane
Molecular function (GO): phospholipid binding; clathrin binding
Source: RefSeq, a predicted model, not a curated record
AUGCUUUCCCAUCUCUAGACACGACAGCUCACCAAAAAAAUUAGCUGCUGUGAUUUUGUUUUACAAUUUUCGUUUAAAUUUUUACGUUUUUGUUUGGCGGAUAGUGCGAGUGCGAUUUGAGUGCGCAGUUUUCAUGCAAAAGUGCAACACGGCAACGAGAAAAACACAGAAAACGGCACGCCAAGCGAAAACGAGUUCGACGUCUUGUUGUAGUUGGAUUUUCCAGCCACUUUUCGACGAGAUUGUGUGAAAAAUUCCGUAGCAUUCGAUAGCUCCAAAAUGGUGGAUAAGUUCAUAAGCAUGUGGAAAGUGCGCGAAUUGGCGGACAAGGUCACCAAUGUCGUAAUGAACUACACGGAAACAGAGGGAAAGGUGCGGGAGGCCACUAACGACGAUCCUUGGGGGCCCACAGGACCACUCAUGCAGGAGCUGGCCUACGCCACCUUUUCCUACGAGACGUUUCCGGAAGUGAUGUCCAUGCUGUGGAAGCGAAUGCUGCAGGACAAUAAAACCAACUGGCGUCGCACCUAUAAGAGUCUCCUCCUGCUCAACUAUUUGGUGCGGAAUGGCUCCGAGCGGGUUGUAACCUCCUCCCGGGAGCACAUCUACGAUUUGCGCUCGCUGGAGAACUACACGUUCACCGACGAGGGCGGAAAGGAUCAGGGUAUUAACGUUAGGCAUAAGGUACGAGAGCUUAUAGACUUCAUUCAGGAUGAUGAUCGACUGCGCGAGGAGCGCAAGAAGGCGAAGAAGAACAAGGAUAAGUACAUCGGCAUGAGUAGCGAUGCGAUGGGCAUGCGAAGCGGUGGCUACAGCGGAUACAGUGGAGGAGGAGGCGGCGGCGGUGGCUACAAUGACGGCGACUAUCGCUCAAGUCGUGGAGACAAUUGGUAUUCCGACAAAAACGCCGACAAGGAUCGGUAUGAAGAUGAUGAUACUCACUACGAUGGAGAGCGCGAGGGAUCUGAUAGCGACUCACCCAGCCCAAGACGUAACUAUCGCUACAAUGACCGCGCCAGUCCCGCCGAAGUGGCCAGUGAGGCGAAGCCCACCAGCCUCAACAUGAACAUUCGCUCGAAGGCAGUCAGCUCGCCGGUUUCCAAGCAGCCAACUUCAACAGUGGGCGCCAAGCCGGCGUUGUCCCAAAAGAAGAUCGAUCUGGGUGCGGCGGCCAACUUUGGCAAGCCGGCGCCUGGCGGUGCUGCGGGCAUCCAUUCGCCCACGCACCGUGAUACUCCCACCAGCGUGGAUCUAAUGGGCGGCGGCUCCCCAUCACCUUCCACCUCCAAGGCCAACAAUAACACGCAAAGCAAUAACAACGAUCUGCUGGACGAUCUGUUCAAGACUUGCUCGCCACCGCCAGCGCAGGAGAAGACCCUAAACAGUGCCGCAGUGAACGUAGACGACGACGAUGAUUUUAAUCCCCGCGCUAGCGAUGCUAGCCAGCAGGAGUUUGGAGACUUUGCCACCGCUUUCGGUAGCAACCCGGUUAGUGAGCCACCUUCGACGGGGCUGAUACCGGCGAGCAACGACGAGUUCGCCGACUUUGCCGCAUUCCAAGGAUCGACGAACUCAACCUCUGCCCUGGAUGGGAAUCUUCUGAAGACCGCCACUCCAGCAAACGACUCGUUUGACCUGUUCAACGCUGCUCCUGCGACUUCGCCCGAGGCUACGACGGCCACAGAUCUCCUGGCGGGCCUGGGCGAUCUGUCCAUACACCAAAGCAUGCCCAUGGCUGUCGAAGAGCAGUUGGCGUCCGGGAACGAUUCAAUAUCGCCUUCACCUCCGCCGCCACCUCCACCGGAGUCAGUGCGGCUGGCUUUGGCCAAGGCGCAGAAGCAGCUGCGUGACUUGGGACAGGUUCAGAGCGCAACUACUGCUGCCCAAGUGGCAGACGUUUUAAAGGAGCUGCAUCACUCAAACGCUCUGCCCGGGUUUGCCACUCCGCAACAAUUCGUGGGCCUCGAUCGUGAGACGUGUGACUGGAAUUCGAUUGCAAACGGAGAUUAUGCAGCGGUGCUAAACCAAUUGGUCGCCCUAUUCAGCCGGGAUUGGCCAGAACCCUCGCGGGAUGUGGCUGUUCUGAACCUCUUUAAGCUUGAUCACAGUUUUGAUUAUAUACGCGUGGCUUUCGAGACGCUCCAAGAAAAAUUGGAUCAUCUUCCCGAAACUAUUACCUCUUUUCUGAAAGAACUACUGACUGAUGACGGCCUGGUUUCCAUCGCCUUGCUACACAUCUCUCGCCAGAGAGGAACUUUGAUGCAGCGAUUUGCGCGGACUAUUAAACUGAUGCCGGAAAGGCGGGUGGAGGAAUUGGACGCCCAGAUAAAGGCGUUCUUUCAAAUGCUCAUCAGUUUGCCAGCCCAAGUAGCAAAUCGACUGGGUCGUAAGCUGCCAGGGAUGUUUGCCCCAGUCCAGUAUCAACAACUCCUGAUGCGGCAGUGGCUGAAAUCUCUGCACUUUGUUCUGCAGUGCGAAGACAUCGAGGGAUACUUCGAUCUGGAAGUCUACUCCUGGCUUUUGUCACAGCUUAUAAACCUAAUUUACGAUGGCCCAACAUUGGAGAGUUUCCUACGAGUGCUCAAAGACUACGCAGUUGCUCCCAGAGGACGAAAAGUGGUGCAUAGCAUCAUAAAGGAACUUGACCCUGCUGCCUGCUUAAAAACAGCACAGUCGGCUCUUUCGGCGGAAUUGAAUCUCUAUGUCCUUUUGGGUGCAGAUUGUUUGGAAACCCCUCACUGGAAACACAGCUUACUCCAGAAGUUGCCUCUGCAACGAACACCAGUGGAGAACAAGCAGCUCAAGACAUUGGCUAGCUAUCUUAACGUGGUGGCUCCUGCUCAGCUGCAGGUUCUGUUUAACCAGUUGCUGGGAAUCUGGUCCAAGCGCAUCACUUUGCACAAGCUGAACAGCCAGGAGCACUUGGCCAUAUCUAAAUUGCUGGUGCUGACGGGCAAAUGCCUUUGCAAGAGACUCGAAAUGGACUUGGACACCAAACGUCAGCUGCACGAUGGACUCAGCAACCAUCUGCAAUCCCCAGAUGCGUUGCAGCGAUACGUGGGCAUGAAGACAGUGGAACUUAUCUUCAAUUUCAUGGCCUUGCCCGAUACGAAAGAGGAAGAUCGUCUACGCUUUGAUUACGAGACAAUGAAAGAGACGUUGCACUGGAACAUUUUUAAGGAGUUUGAUGAAUUAUCUGAAUUUGAGUGCCCCAACAAGGUCAAGCUAGAUGAGAAACCCAGUGGGGAUCACUUAUUGCAGUUAGAAUCACACCUCGGGGAGUUUAUGAGCACAACGCGGGAGAAGGAGGAAAACAGUCACCCCAAAAUCGAAACCAAGGCGAAACCAGUUGCCAAAACAGAAAAUAUGAACAUGCAGCUGGACUCAGAUGAUGAUGAGCCACUUGAUGAGGACGACGAUGAUUUGAAGCCCUAUGAUCUGUCAAACGACAUAACCAGCACCAUUGAGCAGCGGCCCAAAUUCGUUAUGGACUUGCUUCAACUCCUUCGAACUAAAGUAGAAAACUACCAGGUAUUUGAGGGUGCUUUGUCCACAGCGGAGCAGCUUAUCCGGAAUCAGCUGGCCAGGCACGACACCCAGUUGGCCCUUGAUCUGCUGCAACUAUUCCUAGUACUGGAAAUGCAAUUUUACUAUGAGCAGUUUGAGCGCACGCAAUUCAAGUGCUGUGUGGCCAUUUGUGUGGCACAUCCUGGUCCCUGUGCCGAGUAUUUGUGCCGCCAGUUCCACACGGAUAACUCCAGCUAUGCGGCCAGUGUGCGCAUUCUGAUCCUCCAGGUUCUGGCAGCGGCGGCGAAAGAACUCUCUGGCGAUGAUAAGCAGGAAAUCGAGGGUGAAAUCCUGGAUCUUGUACCACCCGCAGCUAAGCUGCCGCGAAAGUUCGAGCUCCAGAAGGAAGAGGAGAAUCCUGCAGCGCGUUUGGCCGCUGCCCAGCGAAUAAUUCGCGAACGCCUGCGUGCCAAGACCAGACGGUAUUUCUCCAAGCCAAAGACUGCGGAACGAGUAGAGAAGCCCAAUCCUUUUCACCCGGUAGCAGGCACUUUUUUCUUUACUUUGGUGAGGGGCCAACGAACUCGCCAGAUGCUUUACGUCAAAUACGAAAACAUUUCCCACGACAUCGACACCCAGUUGCUAGUGAAUCUGCUGCACACCCUCUCUGUGGUGAUCAUGUGCUCCCAGAAUUGUCCACUUUUGCCGGCGAUGACCCGCGAAAUCUUCGACCUCUGCGCCUUUGUGCGCUUCAAUGCCGAGGCUCGCGUGCGAGCGGCCACUCUGCAGCUGAUAGGGAUCGCUCUGGUCACCACUCCUGGCCAUGUGUUGGCCCAGCACUUUGCCGAGUCGUUAAAUGAGCUGCGACGCUGGCUGGAGGACUUUAUACGAUCGCCUCUUGUCGGCGGGGAAACGUCGGAGGAGUGCCGGGAUCUGGCCCAGAGCAUCUUGGACACCUGCUACAAGCUGUUCGAUUCAGCCGCUACGGAGCAGGCAGCCUAGCUUAGCUAUUGAAAACCAUCUUAAAGGAAACUAAACUUAUAAAAACCAUUAAACACUGUAUUUUAAAUACAUAAGCACGUUCCUCUUCCAAAGAGUAAAUGGAAAAGUAAACAAAUUGUUAAGCCAAGUAUUUUGUAACCCAGGUUAAAAAUCCUUAAUUCUUUAUUCAAACAAGAAAUAACUUAGCUAUUAAAAUACUUUCGAAUUCCUUAUUUUGUCGGAAAAUAAGCCAAAAAACAAUUAACACGGUGUCCUUCAUAUUAAAAAUAAAACUCCAGAAGAGUAUUUUUUGCUAGAAUAAUAUAAUGCCUAUGUAUUUCUCGCCCGCAAAGCCAUUGUAUUGCAGGUAUACAUAUAUAUACGGAUUUAAUGUAUUCAAACAAUUUUCUUUUGUUUAUUUAUUUCUCCUACUGCAUAUUUGUAUUGCAAACUACACACACAUCGGAUCAAAUUUUAUUUCUCAAAUAUAUGUACUUUAUUAUGGUGAA